This is a messenger RNA of Salvia hispanica, 1593 nucleotides long. RefSeq names its product enoyl-[acyl-carrier-protein] reductase [NADH] 1, chloroplastic-like. Gene Ontology annotation, molecular function: enoyl-[acyl-carrier-protein] reductase (NADH) activity. The record is from RefSeq and is a predicted model, not a curated record. NCBI's taxonomy places the organism in Eukaryota, Viridiplantae, Streptophyta, Magnoliopsida, Lamiales, Lamiaceae. Gene Ontology annotation, biological process: fatty acid biosynthetic process.
GCACUAUCAAAGCUUCUCAACAGCCUCAACUACACUUGCAUAGUUUUCAUCGAACCCUCAGUCAUAUUUACAUACACCUUCUCUGCACAACACAUUCACCACAUUGCGCAGCGCAAGAAAGGAUUUUUUUCUCUCCCACAGCAUUACAAGAGAGCAUCCUCUAACUUAGAAGGACAUGGCUGCGGCAGCAACUCGUAUCACGCAACUUGUGGUUGCAAAACCCUGCAUUUCUGCUUCCCACCAGAGUUCUAGAUCGAGCAUAGCAUGCUUUGGCAAUGAAACCAAAGGAGCGUCUUGGACAAAGCUUAGGAGUUCAACGUUUUUAUCUGCCACACAGACCUUCUAUAAGAACUGCCACAGCAAUGCUUCGAAGUCCGAAAGGCAUGCUGUAAAAGCAAUGGCUGCUGGAGGUGAUAAACAAACUUUGCCGGGAUUGCCCAUUGAUCUGAGAGGUAAGAGGGCAUUUAUUGCCGGUAUAGCUGAUGAUAAUGGGUAUGGAUGGGCGAUUGCAAAAUCUCUUGCUGCUGCAGGUGCUGAAAUUCUUGUUGGGACAUGGGUUCCAGCCCUAAAUAUCUUUGAGACCAGUCUACGACGAGGAAAGUUUGAUGAGUCACGCUUGCUGCCGGAUGGUUCUUUGAUGGAAAUUACUAAAGUCUACCCAUUGGAUGCAGUUUUUGACUCUCCUGAGGAUGUUCCAGAAGACAUCAAAACAAAUAAGCGCUACGCUGGCUCUUCUAAUUGGACUGUGAAGGAAGUUGCUGAAUCAGUGAAACAGGAUUUUGGGUCCAUUGAUAUUCUUGUGCAUUCACUUGCCAACGGCCCGGAGGUUACUAAGCCUCUUCUUGAAACAUCAAGAAACGGUUAUCUUGCAGCCAUAUCUGCAUCGAGCUAUUCCUUUGUUUCCCUUCUCAAACAUUUUCUGCCCAUCAUCAAUCCAGGUGGUGCCACGAUUUCUUUGACUUACAUUGCAUCCGAGAGGAUAAUACCAGGAUAUGGUGGUGGCAUGAGCUCUGCAAAGGCUGCUCUUGAGAGUGACACACAAGUACUUGCUUUUGAAGCUGGGCGAAAACACGGCGUGAGAGUCAACACCAUAUCCGCAGGCCCGUUAGGAAGCAGGGCUGCAAAAGCCAUCGGCUUUAUUGACAUGAUGAUCAACUACUCAUUAGAGAACGCGCCCUUGCAGAAGGAGCUUACUGCCGAUGAGGUGGGAAACACUGCUGCUUUUCUGUCUUCUCCUCUGGCAUCGGCCAUCACUGGAGCUGUUGUCUAUGUCGACAAUGGACUUAACGCGAUGGGAGUUGGAGUCGACAGCCCCGUCUUCCGGGAUCUUGAUAUUCCAAGAGCCCCAAAGCAUUGAGGAGAGAGCUUUAUUUAGCAGGGCGACAUUAAAAAGACUUGAUUUUUAGUUUUGAUAUUCAAAUAACCCAUAGAGGCUUGCUUUAUCUUGCCCGUUUGUGUUGAGAGAGCCAGAGAGAGAGAUGCUUGUUUUUUAUUCAUCAGGAUGUACAAUUUUUGGUGUGCUUUUCUUAAGGUUUCUUCAACUGUGACGUGUAGAGAAGUCAAUCAUGCCAAUCCAGUCGGGUUGUUGGGCUA